Messenger RNA from Closterium sp. NIES-67, 2145 nucleotides. NCBI's taxonomy places the organism in Eukaryota, Viridiplantae, Streptophyta, Zygnematophyceae, Desmidiales, Closteriaceae. The record is from the annotation of a GenBank genome assembly.
GCUCAGCUAAUCUCUUUCCCUGUCCCUGCCAGCCAGUUCCCGCUCAGCAGAAGCCAGCAGUCUUCUUUCAAACCAGCUUGCGUUUUGGAUGCAGGAUAUAUUUGCCUCCUGUGUAUUCCAGCAAUGGUCUGUGCGAUUUCUGCGCCCAUGCUUCGUCAUCAGCUUCACUCGGAAACUUACCCUACACAAGAAGAAUCUUGUUUGAACAAGCUUCUGUCUCCACCCGAUGUGGGCAAACCUCACAGGGAAAGCACUCGAGCACUACACUAACAGACUCCUGAAGCAUACAGUGUGGGGUGCCAUAGCGUCUGCUGGUCCCUUUCUGCGACCCAGCAGCUUGACUCCAACAGCAGCGUUACUUCGACAGCAACUCUCAAUCACUACCCACACGCGACUGGAAGCAAGACCGCCCGUGAAACAGCCUUUCAACGGCUGUCCUGACUCACAUACUACAUGACGAACUGCCAGCAGGAGAUGGAUAACUCGGUUGUGCUUGCUCAGAGUGCUGACGUCCAGCGCAAGCGCCGGAGGUCUAUGGCGGACUUUGGUGACGAGCACCAGGAUGCAGCAGGAGCGUUGACUCGCGUCGACGGCGGCCGUGCUCUCGGGAAGCAAAAACAACUCGCUGCAGAGUCCCAGAAGCGGCAACUUGCUGCAUCUUCUGAAGGACAGGAGCACAAGCGGCAGCGGCAGCAGCAGCAGGAUAAUCUGAAGACACUGUUUCUUCCCUCGGUAGAGAGAGAUAGCGCGGUUUGCGAAAAGGAGAGAAGUCUUCCUCCUGUAAAUGCUUCAGAGCCUGCUGCACGUGUUACAACAACAGCAGGAGCAGCAGGAGCAGCUGGAGGAGCAGCAGAGGGCGCAGGAGGAGUUCGUGGAGAGAGCUUUUUGUGGACGCGCUGUUGGACGGAGGAUGCUCACAACGACUUUUUAAACUGGAUGGAGUCGGAGUUUGUAUCGCGGAUGUAUUCGCGGGCGUACUGCCACGAAGACAUUUGUGGAGUGAGCAGCGUCCCAGCUCCGCAGGGACAGCUGGGGCAGCACACUGAAGGAAUAGCACGAGAUCUUCACGCCGGGUCGCCCGCAAAAGAGCAGCUGGAGCAGCGGCAGCACCAAAGCCUGCAGCGAAGAGACUCUUAUCAACCAUUUUCAAGCCAUCGUGAUAACCAGCAGUUGCAACUCCAGCCAGAGCAGGAGCAGCAUCAGCACCAGCAGCAGCUGCUGUUGCAGCAACAGCAGCAGCUGUAUGCUCCGUGGAACACAAGGCUCCCUCAGCACCAGUGUCUUCCCACCCAAUGCGACAUCACGUCAGCAGACACCAGCGCCACACUUCUCCCUGGAGCCUCCGUUCCCCCUCCUGCUGCUCCGUGCUGCAGUGGCACUGGCUCCUUCUCGCCGCUUCUGGACUCCAGAUCUAUUGUCCAAGAAGCUUCUGGGUCGGUUGGGUCGUGCUGCCGUGCGCAAGGCGAUGUAAGUGGUGCGGGAGAGCUGGGUGGAGAGGAGGAAGAGCCGGGGGAGUGUGCUGUUUCUCGUUCCUGCUCUGAAGAGGGUGAGGACAGGCAGGGUCGGAAGGAUGUGGAGCUAAGGAGUGUUGAAGAUGUGACAAGGAAAAUGGACGAGAGGGGCAAAAAGUUUUUGGAUGUGCGUGAGCAGCAACAGCAGCAGGGACAGCAUCUGCAGGUGGCAGCCAUGCAAGGCACUGACUGGACUGGCAUGCCUCGGCUCAUGAGAAACGUGAACUUUCCUGCUGCAAUAGCUGGUUAUGCAAUUUCUCCGUUCCACUGUAGAGAUGGUGCAGCCACUUCCAUGAUCGCUACUCUCCCCCUUCCUGUUUAUCUACCUCCUCCUGUCGCUCCUCCGCCAUCUGCUGCUGCUGUUGCUGCCGCAGUCCCAUCAGGUUCUCCUCCCAUGGGCUUUAUCCAGUUUCCUUCGUUGACCAUGCUUCCCAGUGGAGGACAGGUAGUCUCUCCGUUUUUCUGCACCAACUCACCAUUGGUCUAUCAUGGCCCUUCUACGGAUGAUGUAUCUUAGAUUCUUCCCUUGGGAAAACGGAUGAUGUAUCGUGCCCCUAGAUUGUAUAUUAUGUUUUUGUUUCAUACAUCUGUAGCGGUUUAGGCCUUGUAAAUUAUGUACCUGGGUUCUGUUAUU